Molecule: messenger RNA, 4412 nt
Organism: Chaetomium fimeti
Lineage: Eukaryota; Fungi; Ascomycota; Sordariomycetes; Sordariales; Chaetomiaceae
Exons: 3
Coding region: 192-4160 (1322 amino acids)
Biological process (GO): intracellular calcium ion homeostasis; transmembrane transport
Cellular component (GO): endoplasmic reticulum membrane
Molecular function (GO): P-type ion transporter activity; ATP binding; ATP hydrolysis activity
Source: RefSeq, a predicted model, not a curated record
CGGUUCUUUGCUUGGCUGCCCGUCGUCACCGAUUCUCUUCUGGACAUUUUUCCAUCGAACUGGUUUGCCCCUUUUUUUUCUUUUUCGUUUUCAUCAGCGCCGAUUCGUAUCGUCCCGGCCUGGCCGCGUCUUAUUCUUCAAUGUGGACAUUAUCUACGGUUCUCCCAUAAUUUCCUUUCGCUCGACCAGCCAUGGCGCCGCUCGUCGACAACGCGCAGAUCCAGAGGGCCGACCUUCUGCGCCCGCUGCCUUUGUACCAGCACGCAUACGUCUGGCCUUUCGCCGUUAUCUGGCCCAUCUUCUUGCGCUACUACUUGACCCCCGAACUCUACGAUCAGUACAUUCAGGCGCCCGAGUGGACCUUCGUCUGGGUCGGCACAAUCAUCACAUGCCAGACCCUGGUUUGGCUCUGCACCCACUGGAGUGUUAAUCUCAACGCUACCUUUACCGCCAAGAAGGCACGCUCUGUUGAGGAUGCGUUGCUGAUCAAGGUGAUCCCGGCUGCGAAUGCCGGUUCGGCCGACAUCUGCAAGCUGGUUCGCGACAACGUCGGAGGCAAGACCAACCUUUCGUUCCUCUUCCAGAAACGCCGGUUCCUCUACAACCCCGAGUCUAAGUCCUUUGGCACCCUUGCCUACGACAUCGAUGCCGAGCCGCAGUCGAAGCUUGAGAAGUUCCAGACCUCCCGGGGUAUCACGAGCGCCGCCGAGCUGGAACGCCUCGAGCAGCACUAUGGCACCAACACGUUCGACAUCCCCGUCCCGACCUUCACCGAGCUCUUUAAGGAACAUGCCGUGGCACCCUUCUUCGUCUUCCAGAUCUUCUGCGUCGGACUGUGGCUGUUGGACGAGUACUGGUACUACUCGCUCUUCACCCUGUUCAUGCUCGUCAUGUUCGAGAGCACCGUCGUGUGGCAGCGCCAGCGUACCUUGACCGAGUUCCGAAGCAUGAGCAUCAAGCCCUACAGCAUCUACGUCUAUCGCCUUGGCAAGUGGAUUGAGGUUCAGAGCGACAAGCUGCUCCCGGGUGACUUGGCGUCGGUUACACGGACUAAGGAGGACGGUGGUAUGGCCUGUGAUAUGCUCUUGGUGGAGGGAACGGCCAUUGUCAACGAGGCCAUGCUUUCCGGCGAGAGCACGCCGCUCCUGAAGGAUUCCAUCCAGCUCCGGCCUGGCGAGGCCACGAUUGAGACCGACGGUCUGGACAAGAACUCGUUUUUGUGGGGCGGUACCAAGAUCCUCCAGAUCACCCAUGGAAAUGCAGAGGAGGAGAAGCCGAAGCUUGCUUCAGGCGUUCCCCCGCCCCCGGACAACGGCGCCAUGGCUAUUGUUACGAAGACCGGAUUCGAAACAUCCCAGGGCAGCCUCGUGCGGACCAUGAUCUACUCGACAGAGCGUGUGUCGGCCAACAACGUUGAGGCUCUGCUCUUCAUCCUCUUCCUUCUCAUCUUCGCCCUGGCCGCGUCGUGGUAUGUUUGGGACGAGGGUGUCCGCAAGGACCGCAAGCGCUCCAAGCUGCUGCUGGACUGCAUCCUCAUUGUCACCAGCGUCGUCCCUCCUGAGCUGCCCAUGGAACUCAGCUUGGCCGUCAACACCAGCUUGGCUGCGCUCGCCAAGUUUGCCAUCUUCUGCACCGAACCCUUUAGAAUCCCCUUUGCUGGUCGCAUCGACGUGGCCUGCUUCGACAAGACCGGUACUCUGACCGGAGAAGACUUGGUUGUUGAGGGUAUUGCUGGCCUUGGUCUCGGCCACUCUGGUACCGACACGCCCCAGGACUCUGAUGGCGCCCACAGCCGCAUGACCCCCGUUCACGACGCUGGCAUGGAGACGACUUUGGUCCUCGCGUCCGCUCACGCCCUGGUGAAACUCGACGAAGGCGACAUCGUGGGUGACCCGAUGGAGAAAGCCACACUCUCCGCUCUGGGUUGGAGCCUUGGAAAGAAUGACACCUUGACCAGCAAGCCAGCUAGUGCGUCCGCCGCUGGUACUAUGGGCACUGUCCAGGUCAAGCGCCGUUUCCAGUUCUCGUCCGCCCUCAAGCGCCAGAGCUCUGUUGCCACUAUCAACGCCACCGAUGCUAGAACCGGCCGGAAGGUGAGAGGCACAUUUGUCGCUGUCAAGGGUGCGCCCGAGACAAUCAUGAAAAUGCUGGUUACCAUCCCCAAGGAUUACGAGGAGACCUUCAAGUACUUCACCCGCCGCGGCUCUAGGGUCUUGGCCCUGGCAUACAAGCACCUCACCACCGAGGGCGAGCUGGGCGCGAGCAGGAUUAACGACCUCAAGCGGGAAAAGGUCGAAGCUGAUCUCCACUUUGCCGGUUUCCUCGUACUCCAAUGCCCGCUCAAGGACGACGCCAAGGAGGCCGUCCGGAUGCUCAACGAGAGCAGCCACCGCGUGGUCAUGAUCACCGGUGACAACCCUCUCACUGCCGUCCAUGUUGCCAAGGAGGUCGAGAUUGUUGAUCGUGAUGUUCUCAUCUUGGAUGCGCCGGAGCACAGCGUGCACGGCGAGGAAUCGCUCAUCUGGCGCAGCGUUGACGACAAGGUGCGGAUCGACGUCGACCCCACUCUGCCCAUCGACCCCGAAAUUAUCAAGACCAAGGAUCUGUGUGUUACCGGCUAUGCGCUCAGCAAGUUCAAGGGCCAGGUCGCCUGGAAGUCGCUUCUCCGGUACACGUGGGUGUAUGCCCGUGUCUCGCCCAAGCAGAAGGAGGACAUUCUUCUCGGGUUGAAGGAUAUGGGAUACUACACGCUCAUGGCUGGCGACGGCACCAACGAUGUUGGCGCCCUCAAGCAGGCUCAUAUUGGUGUUGCCCUGCUCAACGGUACCCAGGAAGACCUUACCCGGAUUGCGGAACACUCGCGGAACACCAAGAUGAAGGGCCUCUACGAAAAGCAGGCUGACAUGAUGAAGCGCUGGAACCAGCCCGCCCCGCCCGUCCCUGCUAUGAUCGCCCACAUGUACCCGCCUGGACCGUCCAACCCCCACUACCAGAAGGCGAUGGAGCGUGAAGCGCAGAAGAAGGGCGUCACGGUCGAGCAGCUGGCGCAGGCCAACGGCACCAACAUCGAGACGGUUACCUCGCCCGCCGCCCAACAGCUGAUCAACGCGGACCCCCGCAAGGCCAAACAGGCCGAAGCGGCCAAGCAAGCGGCUGGUUUCGCCGACAAGCUCACGCAAUCGAUGAUGGACGCCGAGAUGGACGACGAGCCGCCGUCGCUGAAGCUGGGCGACGCGUCUGUGGCGGCCCCGUUCACCUCCAAGCUGCGCAACGUCGUCGCCAUCCCCAACAUCAUCCGCCAGGGCCGGUGCACGCUAGUGGCGACGAUCCAGAUGUACAAGAUCCUGGCGCUCAACUGCCUGAUCAGCGCGUACAGUCUCAGCGUGCUGUACUUGGAGGGCAUCAAGUUCGGCGACGGGCAGAUCACCAUCAGCGGCAUGCUCAUGAGCGUGUGCUUCCUGUCCAUCUCGCGCGCCAAGUCGGUCGAGGGCCUGUCCAAGGAGCGGCCGCAGCCCAACAUCUUCAACUUCUACAUCAUCGGCUCGAUUCUCGGCCAGUUUGCGGUUCACGUGGCGACCCUGAUCUACAUCGCCCGGUUCUGCGAAAAGCUUGCUCCCCGUUCCGAAUCCGUGGACCUCGAAGCCGAGUUCGCGCCCUCGCUCCUCAACUCAGCCGUCUACCUGCUCCAACUGAUCCAACAAAUCUCCACCUUCGCCGUCAACUACCAGGGCCGGCCCUUCCGCGAAUCCCUCUCCGAAAACAAGGGCAUGUUCUACGGCAUCGUCGGCGUGACAGGCAUCGCCUUCGCCUGCUCGACCGAGCUGAUCCCCGAGCUCAACGAGGCCAUGAAGCUCGUCCCCUUCACCUCCGAGUUCAAGACCACCAUGACGGUCGUCAUGCUGCUCGACUACGCGGCCUGCUAUGUCAUCGAGGUCGUGCUCAAGUUUUUGUUUAGCGACCUCAAGGCGCGCGACAUCGCCGAGCGCAGGCCCGAGCAGCUGGAGCGCGAGAGGGAGAGGAAGGCGGUGGUGGCGGCCGAGAAGGCCCGCGAGGAGGAGCGCAAGGCGCAGGAGAAGGUGGCGGAGUUUGAGAGGAAGGUGCAGGAGAGGCAGGCGGCGGUGAGGGCGAGGUUUGGCGUGCAGGAGCCGGCUGCGGCGUGAGAGUGCGAGUGGGAUGGUGGGGUGGGGUGGUUUACUAAUUAGAUGGAUGGAUGGGUGUGAAUAGAGGGGGGAUGGGGUUCUUUUUGGUCUGUCUGUCUUGUCUGUUUGGUUGUGUUGUUUGAGUGGUGUACAUAUAUAGUACGGGGCAGGAAUAGAUGGUGUGGUGGAUGCAUUUGUGUACAUGGCAUUCUCCGGCGUGGCGCGCGGCGUGGUUGAUACAUCAAGACAUGGCCACUCAUCUCAUCUCACUUC